Molecule: messenger RNA, 5294 nt
Organism: Bicyclus anynana (squinting bush brown)
Lineage: Eukaryota; Metazoa; Arthropoda; Insecta; Lepidoptera; Nymphalidae
Exons: 7
Coding region: 149-2176 (675 amino acids)
Biological process (GO): intracellular signal transduction; phosphatidylinositol phosphate biosynthetic process
Cellular component (GO): phosphatidylinositol 3-kinase complex
Molecular function (GO): 1-phosphatidylinositol-3-kinase regulator activity
Source: RefSeq, a predicted model, not a curated record
UGCCGUAGGCUUUAGUUGUGUGUUCUAGGUUGAAUGUUGUAACAAGGAAAUUCGUAGUUUUGUUCGUUUUUUUACAUAGAAUUAAGAAUAUUUAGGCCCAAUUUAUGUUCUUGACGAACUUUUGUACGUGUAAAGUGAAUUCGGUGAGAUGGAGUCCCCGCCGUCAAUCUCCACGCACUCGGAAGCGCCUCCUUUGAGUGAAGACAGCGGUCUGCUGAUUACAAGUGGAUCAUUUUCUAGUGAUUCUGCGAGUGGUUGGCAUCACAACGCAUCCGAGUUACAAGAAAGCGACUUCGACGAGCGGUCGUUGUCGCUCUGUGAAUCGACGGAGAUGUCAGAGCGAAUGUGCGGUGAUUACUUUAACACAUUGAAGAAAGGCCCAAUGAACCCCGUGAUCACUGCCAUCGAACCACCACCUGAAUUUCAGGAUGAUCCAGGACCGACAAACAUCGACAGUGUGUCUGCGUUUGUUGGUACUCGAAGUAAAUGUUUGGCUGUGUGCGUGCCUCCAUCGGUUGUAUUUACAAAUGAUAAUAUAAUUAGAUCUAAAUCAUCGAGCUUAGAUAUUGCUAUGACCACUAGUCAUAUUUCUCCCUUAUAUCCAAGAAAGCUAAAACCCGAAUCACUGUACGAACGCCGUCAGUGCUUGAAUCACCGUUUCGCGAGUCCGAGACUUUUACAUCUCAGUCCGUGUCGGGUCAACAGGCCUUCCUCCAGAAACUCUCUCUCGUCUCGCCUCUCCAGUAGUCAUAACUCCCUCGUGUCCCAGUUCCAAGCGGAUGACUCCAGUUUCAUCACGCAGGCCAUCUCGCACGACACUUUGUCAGCCAAGACCUCUGACAUCACCGACAUGUACAAUGUUCCCUUCGACAGCGAUAUUUACGCGGUGCCCAUUGAUAUGGUCCGUCCUAGUCACAGUAAUGUAAGGGGUAAAGGCAAAAAACCACCCAGGAGUAAUAGAAAACGUGCAGGCAAAACCAGUUCCCAAAUAUUAGGCAGCAGUAGCGCUGUACCGGAAAGGGUGUUCAAGUCAAAAGAGACGAGACACAAAGACACCAAAACAAAAAGACACAGUUUACCCAGUUCGUCUUGCAAAAAGAACGUCACCGACUCGGACACUGACUCGUUGCAUUUAACUCUGCGCGAAAUGCGAAAAUACCUUCACACGCUCUACUCCAGUUCGAGCGAUUCCGAGUGUCGGAGUACGAUAAACAAAAAGAGCAACACGAUAAUAACAAACGUGGGGAUACACGCGCGACACGCGACCAAGGAGACGGGGACUGCCGUUUUCUUGAAAGAGAGCAACGAUUUACCCAGGACGGUGGAAACAAACAAUAACCACAAGAAGGCAAAUAAAAAUACAGUGAGCCUAAACACCAAACAUAAGAAGCACAAAGAGAAUAUAUCGAAAGAGAGUGUCAUUCUAGAGGAGAGUAAAGAUAAAACUCAGAAAGCGAAUCCGACUGCCAAAGUGAAGAUGUCUCCGGUGCGGAUGUUGUCGAUGAAUUUGAAGCAGAGCUUCUGCAAUUUGUUUCGGUGGCGGAAGUCGAGUGACAGCGACAGCGUGGAGAGGGUCGGGCGCGAGUCUCCGCCGGCGGCGGUGCGGCGAGCUCUACCUCCGCUGCCUCAGUCUCCGCAUCCUUCUAACUCUCGUCGCUCCGCAAAUGAAGAGGAUACGAUCAUGGACUUCGCCACGUCAAUUCAGAAAGUCAAAGAUUAUGGCUGGUAUUGGGGUCCGAUAUCCGUGGAGGCGGCUGAGAAGCUGCUGUCGAAUGAACCCGACGGUUCCUUCAUCGUGCGCGACAGCAGUGAUGAUCACUACAUCUUCACGCUCACCUUCAAGCUCAAUGGACUUAGGCACGUCCGCAUUGAACAUGAUCAGGGUAACUUCUGCUUCGGUGGAUGCACGAUGUUCAAAGCGCAAACCAUAGUGGAGUUCAUCGAGAACGCAGUGGAGACUUCGCGUAGUGGACGAUACCUCUUCUUUUUGAACCUAAGGCCAGUGCUUGGGCCUGUCAGGGUGCAACUCCUGUACCCUGUGUCGAGGUUCAAGAGAGUGCAGAGCCUGCAACACAUGUGCAGUCGCUCGCCGCGCCGCAAGUCACCGGCGCGGUUUGCUCGGUACAUUUCGCCGGUCUCGUCGUCAUUCGCCGCUGCGCAUGGUUCGUUAUACUGAAGUACGUAAGGCGAGAUCUCAUCAGCAGCCUGCCGCUACCGAGGCGGCUUUUGGACUACCUGAGCACCACUCACUACUACUCGGAGCUUCUAGCGGAGAUCUAAGAUCUAUUGAUACUUUGCACUAGUGAAGUCCUGCCAUGACCGUAACAUCCUUUCACUGCCAUCUGGAGAGCUGUUCUGUAGCGAAGUUUUUAUAACUCGACAACGUAAGUUUCGAAUUCGUCUCUAUCUCUCUUUGUCUAUAGUAUCGUGGUAGACAAAAAAGGCAGACAGGAAUUCGAGAUUAAUAACACCGUUACAGGAUUGCGCUACUGAUAGGAAUAAUCCCAGUUAUUAGUAUUUUUUAAGAAAAGUAAGCAUAUCUUGAAACUAAAAUAAAAGCUUAUCGAAACUAAAAUUAAUACAGUGGGCCUGGUAACUACAUGCAAGGCUGUGAGUUCUAUACGCAAAACUGGAAAGUAUUUGUGUGAUAUUUUCCUGUAUAUGGAUGGUUUAUAUAAUAUGUAUAAUAUAAUAAUCAUUUAUAAAGGGACGCACAAUUAUGUAGAAAAUUUCACAAAAAAACUGGCCAAUUUUGCUUUGACGGUUUUAGAAUUAUUGGUAAAGAAAAUUAAACCAAAAGGCCUUUAAAUAUAGUCCACUAUUCAAUAAAAUCCCAAAUUCAGAGUAAAUUCAACCUUAAGAAUUGAGUUUAAGUUUGCAUUUCCAAAUGCUACUACUUGAAUUGAGUGCCAAGAUGUUGUGUUUGACACUCAUUGAGUGGGAACGUUUUUUGGUCGCUGAUUGUGCAUCCACUUUUUAAGGAGAUCGAUGUGGUAAAAGAAUUUCGAGAAGCUUCGUGGAUUUCAACAAUUUACUAAUUGUAUAAUGUAAAUGUUAUUUUAAUUAGUUUAUUUUUCAUAAACACAUACGGUCAUGGCACGAUUCCUUGCGUCCGCUCAUGUUUUACAUUUCUUUAGUGACUUUUUGUAGGAGUUGAUUAUGAGUUACCAGACAUUUUUUUUAAUAGAUACGCGGACAGCCGGCUGUCUGUCUAGUAGCUCAUAAAUAGUCAGUGUGUUCCAUUUUCCCUGACAAAAAGUCGUAUACUGAUAAUUAUUAUUGAACUUGGGCGCAGGUUUAAUGUCAAGCGGAGUUUGGGCCUUUCGAAUUUAAACAUUUUACGUCUUUCAAUAUUGUCUUGACUCGUGCUUCGAUUGUUAAUUAUUCGAAUACAAGUAUUAUAGCUUGGCAAGUUCGUUGGUGACACUGCCAUGAUAUGCGGGCGACAGGGGUGCAAGGACUGUGCGGGUAUGAAGUUCGCCCUCCCGGCCCUCGCGGACCAUCGCGAGUGUUGUUGCCAAGCUAUAAAACAAGCCAACUUUUACAAACGAAGCCUAUUAUAAACUCCUGCUUUUGCAUUUCAAAUUCGUCCACUAUAUUUUCAAUAGGGCCUAUUUCGUAAUAAACCUAACAUGUAUAAUUAAUUAUUGAUAAUAUUCUGGAUAGUGUUUAUGGUGUAACUUAAUAGAUAAACUAAUUUAUUCUUGUGUUUAACAUACUGAAUACCAAAUGCUUAUAUAUGACUUAGUUUAUUUAAGUAGCGCCUUUUUUUUAGUAUCAAAUUUUGUGCCGAAUGUAGACUGCACAUUACACAGUAGAUUAUUACUUAAUUAAUGAAAAAAAAAAGAACACAGACGUAUAUAUAUAUUUUCUCAAACUUUUACUUAGGCGUAUUUAUUCUGCACUCAAUAACCGGUAUACUUACUUGUGAAAUACACUCAAAUAUAUUUUUACUGUGUAUUUAUAAACUAAUUUUCUUUGACUUAACAUUUUUUCCUGCAGCUUGCGUAUUCUUUUUGUAUAAAACAUUAAUUAAUUAUCUUAUACAUUCAACUGGCUGUGGAAAUAAACAGUAUUAUAACAUAAACACAAUCGAUUAAAGGCAAUACAAUAAUCGAUGUUUAAGCAAUAUUACGAAUAGAUAAUUGAAUGAUUAGAAUACUUUCUUUUUGACAAGUUUGAAUAGCAAAUACAUGUUUUGUAUAUUUUAAGCAUGCUAAACUUUAGGUAUUUAUAACUUAGCAAAUAUAAUUUUAUACAGUACACACAAAUUUGUUUAUAAGAGUAUUUAUUUGUAAGAGAUAACUUCAAUGAUUUAAAAAAAAAAAACAUGUAUUUGUACUAACUCAAUCAAUCUUAUAUCCUAAUUAUUGUUUAUUAUUUGCAUGAUAUUUUGUAUUGUCACUGUAUUUAACAUUAUUUAUAAAUUUCGUAAUGUUUUAUUUGUGUUUAAUUUAUUUUAGUUAUUUAAAAUUUGCAUAAUAUUUUCACGUUUUCAUCGCUCAAUUUAUUUGUUAUUUAUAAUUGAAAUAAUAAUAAUUUAAUAAUAAUAAUAAUAAUUUGCCUAAUGCUUUGAUUUUUUGUCACUUAUGUUUUAUUAUGUUCACACGAAAAUCAACAACCAUCGUUAUUAAAAGUUCAAAAGAAAGCUAGACAACUGGUUCUUCAGUUUGUGACCAGAAAGAGGAACCUUCUUAUUCAUGGUGGGCGUCCACAUAUCCCCAUCGUAAGUAUCGGCCGCAUCUCAUCAAACGGGUCAUAGUAUUAUUUGUAUAAAAUGUCCAAGUGCGUCCACUUAUCUACAUCGUACGGAUCGCUCCAAUCUACUGUAAAAUUAAAAUUCCGUUUAAUUCGUCCGAUACUACUAUGCGGAAAUGUGGACGCUCAUCUUUAUGUACCGUUUCUAACAUCACUACUUUUUGUUUCUUACAAGCUUCUUGAGAUUUUCGGUAAAGCUUUUCUUUUUAUCUUUUCCAUAUUAUGUUAGUCCGCUUCCAUCUUAGAUUGCAUCAUCACUUACCAUCAAGCGAGAUUGUAGUCUAACUACUUGUAUAACGACUAAUUUGUGAAUUAUAUAAAAGAAAAAAUAUGCUUAUUUAUGACUUUUGUAAGUUUUUUUUUAUUUGACCAGUAAAUUACUGAAUACUUUGUUUGAUGUAGUUCAUUUUUUUUGUUUAACGCACCUAAUUACGCUUUUUUUUGUUUAGCAUGGUAGUUCUUUAGUUUAUGUUGUAAGUUUUAAUUUUCACCAAAGAUAUUUUUUAUUAAGUAAAUAAAUUAUUGAGUUACGACCA